AUGCGCUCCUUGGUGAUGGUGCUGCUGUGCUCACUGCUGGCUUUUGCAUUGGCCGUCCCGUUCAGAGGUGAGGAAGGGCUGAACAAGCGCGAUGUGCAGCCGGAGUGGGAGGAUUUGGGCUGGGCCUGGGGGAAACGCAGCGAUCCCAACAUGCGCGUCCGCAUGCUGCGCUCCCUUCAGCCGAUGAAGAAAAACCCGGAAUGGCAUGACCUCGGCUGGACUUGGGGCCGAAAA
Mesorhabditis spiculigera is the source of this 234-nucleotide messenger RNA. Lineage: Eukaryota; Metazoa; Nematoda; Chromadorea; Rhabditida; Rhabditidae. The record is from the annotation of a GenBank genome assembly.